GCUCACAGCCACAAUGUGAGGAAAGGAAACUUCGCCAGGCAACUUCAAUGAGACUUUCUGCUCUAUAACAGCACACGGAUUACAAAGUUAGCCAUGAGGAUGUGACUCCUAACGACUUCUUGGUGUGUUUUCUGGAUAAAUACACAAUUAAAAUUGUGUUAUUGCGGAGCGAGUGAGUUCGCGGAAGGAGCGAGUUUUUUCCGCGGGAUCAAUGGCGUUACUUAAGUGAGAAACCGCAAAAAAGAUAGCUUCAGGCUUUGAAAUCACGCUGCUUGUGAUUCUGAAGCUGUUACACAUGGAACUAUGAACGAUUCGGAGCUCACGCUGACCUCCAAUGCGCAACAGCGCAUGGCUUCAGGUCUGUCUGGGGAGGAGAGCUCUCUACCCGGCAGCGUGUGCAGACCCGAGCGCAACGGGAUCUUCUUCGUCCACUGUUUCAUCUGUGGGAGCGGGGUGACUGCGGGGAAAGAGCUGAGCUUGCAGGUAAAAUACCAGAGAGAAAAGGAUGGGCCGUUUUUCCCUUUCCUGCAAGGCCAGGACCCGGCUCCAGGCGCGCCGGAGAUCGGUCCGGAUGGGGAAGCUCUGGUGUGCGCCGUGUGUCACUGCUUUCUGCGCGAACAGUGGAACUCAUUCGAGCGCAACAGGACACCCAUCGAGAAGCGCAUGUACUGGCUCAAAAGACCCUACCAGUGCGAUUUACGAAACAUAACCUACGAUCUGGAGCGGAGAAUGAGCGCCGGGAAUUAUGACGGCAACGACUCUGACAUUUCCUCGUUCUCUGAUAAUGACCUGUCCGAGCAGGACUUGGACUUGUCAGCGUGUAUAAUAAAUAGUAACAGUACUACAGGUUUUCGUGGGUCUAAUAAAGCAUCAAGAGAAAGCAGCAGAAAGAGCGUUAAAAGCAGUCCCGAGUCAGUACGAUAUCCAGCCAGAGUUUACCCAAGUCAGGACAUACCCCAAUCAGAUCGUCGCACGACUAAAAUUAUCAAUCACACAUCGAGCUCAUCUGUGUCCAUGGCUCUGCAGCAGUACGACUGUCGAUCUGUGCGCACCCCCCUUCAGGAUAACGACACCAUUGCGUGUGGUAAGUGGAUGAAUGCAUCUAUUGGUGACUCUGACGCACCGGACAGCUGUGAGAUCAACAUCACCAGCGAUGACGACAGAGAGUGCGCAGCAUCAUCUCACUUUGAUGUACAGAGGAGCCAAACCGUCAAGAGCCAUGCCAGUCUUUCUGCUGAUGGAUGUGCCUGUUAUAUUUGUGGAAGCAGUCUUUCAGCAGGAGGCCGCUUCAAAGUGUUUGUACAGAAGCAGGAGAGAGCAUCCAGUGAACCCUUCUUUCCUUUUCUGUGGCUCCACACCCCUCCAGCAGGUGCUGUGCCCCUCAGCCUAGGUGGAUACACUUUGGUGUGUACCACUUGCCACUCUUCCCUCAUGCAGCAGUGGCAAGGGUUUGAGCUGGCAGAUGUGCCUGUCCUUCAGCGACUCUAUGUAGUACCUCUAAACACGAGUGCGGCAACCCCUCUUUCUCCACCUGCCAUGAACGAAUGUGUAGAUGUGCUACCAAAAGUUCACCCGCUCCCCUCUAUGCCACAGAAUAAUAGGGAGGCUUGCUAUCUGUGUGGGCAUGACUGCAGUCGAGAGGUCAGGAUGGCAUACACCCAUGCUGGUGCAAGUAAAUCCCGCAGUGCAAUGUAUUUUCCAUUCAUAAACUUGCUACCGUGCCCCCCGAAUGCUCAGAGUGUGAGGAAUGGAAGGGUACGCUGCUGUGUGGCGUGUCACAGCAUCUUGGAAAGGAUAUGGGCAGAAUACUGCCUCUGUCUAAGUGAGGAGCUCAUAAUGUCCGUCAACACUUUUCUUGAGAGAUACCACCUGGCCACGGGAAGAGGAGAAUCCGUGGUAUCCCCCUCCAAAAGACCCCUGUUGCCCCCAUCUCAGACUUCCACAACAACCGCAAGCCACACCUCCAUAUGUUACUUGUGUGGGGAGGAGCUCUCUGGAGCAACAGAGUAUCAGCUUCACGUUAACCCUCCAGGGCGUUGUGGAGAACGGGAGCCCUUUUUCCCAUUUCUCACAGUCCACCCUCCCGCUCCCCGUGCCCGCCCUGCUGAUGCCACGGGCCUAGUGUCUGCCUGUGCACUGUGUUACCAUGACCUUAUGGGCCAGUGGUCCCAACAUGAGAGUCAAGGCUCAGGAUCAGGCCCGUCCAGCAGCCCCUGGGCACGCCAGUAUAACUGCAACACUUUCAUCUGCUUCUUCUGCAGGAAAGAGAAGAAGAGACCUCUUGGGCUGAAAGCGGUGUGUGUUGAUCGCUUGCCUGUGUUUCUCUAUGCUCCAAGAGUCAGCCAGACCCUGGUAAUUGACAAUGGCAAGCAGUUAACAAUUGGCUCCUGUGUGGAAUGUAAGUCCAUGGUUCUGGCUGGACAGAACAUGAAGCCGGUCAGUGGAAUUGCACAACACAAGAGUUUGGUGGUGGAGGAUUCAGCCGGCAGCAGUAAGGAUGCUGACAGCAGGCCACCAGUAGUCUCUUUGGCAGAGGUGUCAGAGCAAGACCACACUACAUCACUUGAACCCAGACUGACUUCUGCCACAUCGUCCCUGUGCAGCCUGAAAGUGGAGAAAGCAGACAGCUCAGCUCCCGGCAUGAGCCAUGAGCCAAAGUCACCAUCGUUAGGCAUGAUUUCAACGGCGACCCGCACCACGGCGACCGUCAGUCCCCUCACCCCGUCUCCCCUCAACGGUUCUAUUGUGCCCAAUGUCAGUCCUGCCUCUCAGUCCGCCCACUCGGGAUUCGCUGCUGCCCUCCGCAAGCUGGCCAAGCAGGCAGAGGAACCCCGAGCAGGAUCUUCCAUCAGCAGCGAGUCGUCUCCUGUCUCAUCACCGGCCACCAACCACAGCUCUCCAGUCAGUACGCCCAAACGAGGGCCCAUGGGUCCAGUUAUAGUGCCUCCUGGGGGUCACAGUGUACCCAGUACACCACCUGUGGUCACCAUAGCCCCCACCAAAACCGUCAACGGCCUGUGGAGGAGUGAAAGCCGGUCUGUACGAGAGGUUGAAUCAGUUCCACAUGGAGUCAGUCGGGACAGGUUAAGUUCAGAAGCUGCUUCUGCCCAAGAGAAGGGGGGUCCCACUGUCCCAGCACACCUAAUUGGAAACCCUUACCCAUUUGGCUUGACGCCUGCAUCUGUGAUGCAAGACUCACGCUUUCAACCACUUAACCUGCCCCGUCAGAUGCCCCAUGCAGUGCCCACGGCCAGUGUUCCUGAGGAAUAUUUGAGAGGGUUUCGUCCUUAUGCCACUGCUGAGGAGCUCCGUAUGCCCUCCUUGCCACUGGGGCUUGAUCCUGCCACUGCUGCAGCUGCUGCUGCCUACUACCACCCUGGAUAUCUGCCUCAUCCCUCCUUCUCUCACUACAGAAUGGACGAUCCAUUCUGUCUGUCAGCGCUGAGGUCGCCAUUCUAUCAACUGCCUGCAGGAGGUGCUUUACCUCCUCUACACCCCUCUGCAGUACACAUGCACCUGCCUGGAGUGCGUUACCCUGGAGACCUAAGCCACCCCUCGCUGUCCAGCCUACAAUCUGAGCGCUUGUCCGAACGACUCCAGAUGGAGGAUGAGCUGCGACAGAGAGAAAGAGAACGGGAGCGAGAGCGAGAGAAAGAGAGAGAACGAGAAGCCGAACGAGAAAAGGAGCGUGAACGAGAAAGGGAGCGAGAGAAGGAGCUUGAGCGUGAGAGGGAGAGAGAGAGGGAACGAGAGAGGGAGAAAGAGAGAGAGCGUGAGAGGGAGAUGGAGCGACAGAAGGAGAGGGCAGCACGAGAGAAAGCUGCGGAGAGCCAUUAUCUGACUGAGCUUCACGGGCUGAGAGGAGCACCAGACGACAGAGCCAAACCUGACAGAAUCACUAGCAACAGACCUGAAAAAACCAAAGAGUCCAUUCUUACAACUCCUAAACCCAUCCAACCUGGAAUUCACCAGUCUCUGAACUCCACCCACCAUCCUGUGCCCAGUCUCUCCUCUGCUCAUGGUUUGUAUCUGGGCCCUGGAGGGGCAGGACCCACCAGCUUGACGGUGGCCACAAUGCUACAGCGUACUGAGGAAGAGCGCUGGUUGGCACGGCAACGUAAGCUACGGCAAGAGAAGGAGGACAGGCAGUACCAAGUGUCAGAGUUCCGACAGCAGGUCCUAGAGCAGCACCUAGACCUGGGCAGACAGGGGGAAAUUCCAGACAUGAAUGUAGAAGGACACAGACCUGUACCAAACCAUCAUGAGCCAAGCAGCAGAGAUCGUGACAGAGACAGAGAUUCUCAUCCACUCCUGGGAGCUCCACCUCCUCUUAUCUCCCCUAAACAUCAGCACAAAGACCAUGCGCCCCCACCACCGACCACCCUCUGGAACCCUGCAGCACUCAUCGAGACCUCUACUGACUCUAGACGCACCUUGCAUGACCCUCCGAGUCUGGGUCAUUACGAUAUCAGCCGGCUUCCCCUGCCCCCCUCCAAACACGAACGCCAUUACAACUCUGAAAAGCUGGAAGAAGGAUCCCGGAAGAGAGACAGUCUGGAUAAAUACCCUCCUAUUCGACCAAGUGGAUUCUCUGAGCCAAACACUUUCCUAGCAGAGCUGGAAAAAUCCACCCAGAGCUUCCUAAACCAGCAAAGGGCACCGUUGAGUCUGUCAGGACCCUACGGAGAGCUGAGCGCUGGCUUUAAGUCCAGCGGACCUUUAAAGAACCUUCAGGGGCAUUCACGUCUCGCGCCGGAUACAACGUUAGUUUAUGACGAGUUCCUGCAGCAGCAUAGACGAGCGGUCAGCAAACUGGACCUAGAGGAGAGAAGACGCAGGGAAGCCAGAGAGAAAGGUUAUUACUAUGAGCUGGACGACUCCUAUGAUGAGAGUGAUGAGGAAGAGGUGCGAGCUCAUCUCCGGAGGGUUUCUGAACAACCACCGCUCAAGCUGGAUGAUUCCACAGAGAAAGUGGAGUUUUUAGAGAUGUUUGACCUGACUACCCUGGCCCAUCGAGAGGAGAUGAUGGAGGUGAAAAGGAAAAAAAGGAGGCGCAUGCUAAGAGAGAGGAGUCCCUCCCCACCAACUGUGCAGAACAAGCGGCCCACUCCUACACCCCUACUAACCCGUUUCACUCCAGAGGACAUGAACAACAGCCCAGAGCUAGAAGACAAGAAACGUUUCCUCACCAUCUUCAGCCUCAACCACAUCACACAGCAGCAGAGAAGAGAUAACGAGAGGGUUGAGGAGUUGUUGCAGGCCAUAAAACAGAAGAGUGUGACUCUAGACACCAUCAGACACAACCCUCACCCGCUUUGCAGAAGUCCUGCAGCCCAUAGCUCAGACCAGUCAUCUCAGUCUCCAGUCCAGUCUGAAGAACUGCUGAAUGGAUGGCCGCUCAGUCCAUCGCCGUCUGUGUCUAUUCCACAGCCUUCAGCAGACCCUCUCUCCAUCUCAGAUCAGCACAGACCUCUCUCAGACCCCCCGAAACCUAAAGACUCUUCCUUGCCUCCUGCAUUACCUGACAAAUGUCGAGCCAAUGACAGCCUCCCGGGCAAGAGCUCCAGUCUGCUGAAUAGUCUCCGACAGCCCCCAUUUGCUAAAGAAAGUUCUGUCAGUGUCAACGGAAAGACUAAACCCUGGGAGAACUUCAUUGCUGAGGAGUUUGCCCAGCAGUUCCAUGAAUCUGUACUGCAGUCCACACAAAAAGCACUGCAGAAGAGUAAAGGUGGUGCAUUGGUCGUAUUGGAACAAAACCAUGCGGUGGACUCAUCCGUGCAUUAUAACAUUCCUGAGCUCCAGAGCACACCAGGCCGCUCCAAACCCCACCCACACCCUCCCUCAUCUCAGCCCAACGGACAGCACUGCCCCCCACAGCCCUCUCGUCAAGAGCUUUCUGCAGAGGAAUCUGAGGAAGAAGAAGAGGAAGACGACACUGAGGAGGAUGAGCCCUCGACGUCCAGAUGGCAGGGCAUUGAAGCCAUCUUUGAAGCUUAUCAAGAGUAUGCAGAAGAGCAAAGCAUUGAACGCCAGGUUCUUCACAGUCAGUGCAGACGACUGGAAGCACAUCACUAUAAUCUCAGUCUAACCGCUGAACAGCUCUCACACUCAAUGGGGGAGCUGAUGGCUCAGAAGCAGAAGCUGGCAGCAGAGAGGGAGAACCUGCAGGCAGAACUGGAGCACUUUAAAAAGUGUUUGACGCUGCCACAGAGCCCCUGGUCUAGGGCUCACUUUAAGGGCUACCCACCCAGGUGACACCCUAUGGGACCACUGACCACCACCCCCCAAUGUCCCUUCCAAACCCCCAACACCCAGACUCAUACUCCAUCCUAGAGAUGGUGAGGAACAGUAGAUCUGGCCAUUGAGUUUUUCCUCCCUCUGACGCCCUCCUGUGGGAAAAACCAUGCAUGAGCACGUCAAAGCCUCCCAAUGCAUCCAUCUCACAAAGACAACAGCCAUAGCGCAUCACAGCGAGAGGAAGAACGCCAGUCAAAACACACAUCCACACACCUGCAAUCUUCUUUACCAUGGAGGUCAUGCCUAGAAAUGCACUUAAAGACAUGAAAGGAAAAAAAACCUGAAGAACUGUCUGUGUUCUGACAGACUCUUUUAAAUCUUGGGAAGGAAAACGCAUCAGAUGGAUUAAAAAAAAGAAAGAAAAUUUUUAUUUCAAGAUUUAGAAUAAAGUUUUUUAAAGAGGUGCUUCAGCAUUGUAUUGUAAAUAAUUUCAAAACAAGAAAAAAGAAUUUUGUAUGUUUUUAAUUACUUAAAAGCGUCGUUCUUUGGAAGAAGAAGAAAAAAAAGCCUGCCAUUUUGUUUUCUAAUAUAUUCAUGUUUUGGGGGGCGUGAAGCAAAAGGUUCACUUUCAGCGUUUGCUCUGCUGCUGGUCAGAUUAACUUUUUCAGGACUCGUGGAGUGAUGACAUCACUUCCUUUCUGCCUGAAUUACAGUAGCAAUGACACGGGACCUACCGCCAACACUUUUCUUCUUAUCCCAUAAGGCCAUGUAAUCAUUGGAUAACUUUAGCCCUGCAUUCUGAUGACAUAUAUGUGUUUGUGACACAGGAAAUCUCUACGUGAUCACCUGUCUCUCAACGUUCUGGACUGCUACACGAGUUGUUUUAGUGGCGAAGCAGCAUGCAGCCUCUUUGCUUUUCCGAUUCCUGCAUUCAGUUAAAGGGGCGCUUAAUCCAAAAUCUGCGUCAGAGGAAUUGACAUGCUCAAAAAGUAAAUCCUAAGAAAAAAAUACAAUUCGUUUGAUAAACAAAACAGUUUUGCCAUUGACAAUUAAUGUGCCAAAGUCUGAGGUGGUGGCAUGCCAAAAACAGAAACAAGUCAAGAAACAAGAAUUGAGUCAGUCCUGCUGUCAGACACAAUUGGAAACCAUCCAAAGAAAUCUGCCUCUCUGAACACGUUCUUGUUUGCCAAGUUAUUUUUUUUAUAUAAUACCCAUGGCUAAUCAAUCACAUUUUCUCAUCCCACAAGUCACUGACGAAAAUCAUCAAUAUGGGCCUUAACAUGUAUGAACUCUGACUGCCUGUAAUAGCUUUUCUUUUCUACCUUUUUGUACUGUUCUGUUAGAUGUAGAAGCUGGAAUGACACACCUGUUUGUUUCCUGGCACUUACCCCUACCCUUCAUAUGUGUGUAUGGCACAGCACGCAGUUACAAAUCAACCACACACACACACACACUCGCGCUAUUUCUGAUCUGAAUUCACUGCAAGGGUGAAACAUCUCGAAUGCAUCUUCAUGAAGCACAGGUGAGGUGUUUGCUUGCACUGUUGUUUAUUUCAGCCAUGCGGACCCCGAGCAGGUGUGCCAUCAGUUUGAUCAUUGUGUGUGUAAAUCUGCAUCACAUGAAGUACUACCACUGCCCAACACACACACACACACACACACGCAUAUAUACACUCGCCCUGAAACUCAGUGGAGGACGUUAGAUGCUGUGAAACCAUGUUUUUGUUUUUCUAUUUUCUUCUUUUUUUUUUAUGUACUUGUUUGAAUCCAUUGUAAUGUAAUAUAUUCUUUGUUGAGUGUAGUAAUUAGGUAUUUAUGGAUAUAUUGCUGUAAUUUCAGACAAAAAAUUAAAUAUUUCAAAAAUGUC
Danio rerio (zebrafish) is the source of this 8103-nucleotide messenger RNA. The record is from RefSeq and is a predicted model, not a curated record. NCBI's taxonomy places the organism in Eukaryota, Metazoa, Chordata, Actinopteri, Cypriniformes, Danionidae.